This is a messenger RNA of Aureobasidium pullulans EXF-150, 1016 nucleotides long. Its product is annotated as aldolase. Lineage: Eukaryota; Fungi; Ascomycota; Dothideomycetes; Dothideales; Saccotheciaceae. The transcript is spliced from 2 exons. Gene Ontology annotation, cellular component: intracellular anatomical structure. The record is from RefSeq and is a predicted model, not a curated record. The coding region runs from base 1 to 948 and encodes 315 amino acids. Gene Ontology annotation, biological process: pentose-phosphate shunt, non-oxidative branch; carbohydrate metabolic process. Gene Ontology annotation, molecular function: transaldolase activity.
AUGUACCACCCCGAGAACGAGAGGAUGGUGCUGGAAGUUUGCAAAGAGCUCAAGAACCAAGGCUGGAAGGCGGCAUAUACUCGCAUCGCUGUCAACAUGCGCAAAGACAAUAUCGGCAACAUCAAAGGUCGAACUCUGCUGCAGGUCUAUCCCAACGAGGCCUACGACACGCAAGCCGUUCUUGACUCGGCUCGUGCGUAUGCCAAAGAGUUCGAACGCGUUGGUAUUUCUCAGUUCAGAUACUGCAUCAAGAUCCCCUCCACUGGUCCAGCACUCAACGCAUGUCCGACAUUGGAGAAGGAAGGUAUUGCUACUCCCGGUACUGCUCUGUUUGGUCUCUCUCAACCUAUCGCUUGUAGUCAAGCUGGUUGCUUGUACAUCAGCCCCUACUUCAACGAGGUCAAGGCCCAUGACGACCUGAAGCUGUGGCCGAAUGUCGAAGACCCUGCUACCCAGCACACCAUGUCUGCUCGUACCCUGCAGAUCCUCGAAACAUACGCACGUCUGUACAAGGAGACGGGCAAAGACCAGCCUCUGCUCAAGCAAGCUAGCUUCAUCACAGCAAAGGAAGCCAUGGCUGCAGGAGAGCAUGGUUGCCACAGUGCUACCAUUUCUCCCCAAGUCUUGGAUGAAUUGUCCAAGCUUACCUACGAUGGAUCCAAGCAGCCUGGUGAAGGGAGGCCCAAGCCUUCGAAUGCAUACGCUGGCUACAAGACACCCGCGCGUCUUGCCGAAGUGUCCAAGGUGGACCCUCUUGCUGCAGCUGAGAUCGAUGCAAAGAUUGCAUGUACCGAUAUUAACUACCUCGCCAAUGACGGUGAAGAGUUGCAGAAAGCCAUCAAAGCCGAUCCAGUAACAUCUCAGAGACUCGAUGACGCUCUCAAGCUCUUCACCAGCGGAUUGUUGGAGAGCAAGGCCAAGAUCGAGGAGUGGUUCGAGCAAGUAUAGGUCGUCUGGGAACCAGGGUCGUAACCAUUUCCUGCCUUACGUAGUAUUCUCGAUAUACAAGAUAGACC